AUGGAAAUGGAACAAUCUACCCACGAUGUCAUAAUAGUUGGAGGCGGCACAGCGGGAUGUCUCCUUGCAUCACGCCUAUCCUCUCAGUUGCCACAUCUCGAUCUUCUGUUGCUUGAGGCUGGGGAGAAUCACAAUGAAGAGCCCAAGGUGCUCACGCCGCUCAUUAGUCGCCGGAUGUUUGGUGAUCCCGCUUACGACUGGUGCUUUGAAACCACAGCGCAGCCUGGACUUGGGGGCAGGACCAUCCAGCAGACGCGCGGGCGUAUGAUUGGGGGGAGUAGUGGCAUCAAUUCGCAUAGUCUGGUGUACCCAAACAAGGCCAUGCACGACACCUGGGCGGAACUGGUAGGGAGUGAAAGCUGGUCAUGGGCAAACAUGGCAAAGUUUUACCAAGCAUUUCAGUCGGAGCAACCCCCUUCCGAAGCCACGGAAAGCACAGACACGACCCCCAAGAUCCAGGCGUCGUAUCCGACUACCAUGAACAGUCUUCAACGGGCUUGGGAAGAUGUAUUUAAUGAUUUGGGAGCAGCAUCGCAAAAGUCAGGCGUCUCGGGGGAAGCAAUCGGAGGCGUAACAACAACGAAUGCAAUCGAUAGGUCAGGUGGAAAAGGUAGAAGAAGCUUUGCGGGCAACACAUUCUUGAACUCGGCGACUAUCAAGAAGAACUUGCAAAUUGAAUCCAGUGCGACGGUAGUGAAAAUGGUUUUGGAGGACUCGUCAAAUAGCAACUUCAUCAAGAGGGUUGGCGGAGUAGUGUACGAGAGACAAGGAAGAAGCAUUUUUGCAAAGGCUAGAAAAGAGGUAAUCUUGUGUGCAGGAGUGUUUGGAAGCCCUCAGAUCCUGGAACUGUCAGGAAUAGGGAACCCCCGCGUUCUAGAGACAGUAGGUGUGCAUUGCACUGUCAAUUUGCCAGAAGUCGGCGAGAAUCUCCAAGAUCACAUCAAUUUUGGCCCAAGCAUCGAGGUCGAGCCUACCAUAGAGACAAUGGAUGUCUAUGCUAGAGAUCCUGCAGUUCUUCUCGCCCACAGCAACGAGUAUCAAGAGCAUCAGACAGGCCCACUAUCCGAGGGGGCAGCUUACAGUUUUGCGUACUGGCCACUUCAGCUAUUCAACUCCAAAUCUGACCAAGAUGAAUUACAUGCCCUUUUGGACUCAUUAGCCACCUCACCUCGGAGCAAGGGAUUGCAGCUUCAUCACGAAUUCUCCCGUCGCAUGAUAUUAGAUCCAGAGGAAGCAAGUGCCACUGUCUUCAUGACCAGGAUGCAGAGAUAUACCUUGCCUGGGCACAAAGCGCCUGGGAAUUAUAUGACCGUCGUUGCAAUGCUGGCACACCCUUUCAGCAGAGGUUCGGUUCAUAUUGCUACACCGGAGAGCAGCGACCCGCCUGUAAUUGACUGCGGGUAUCUCACCCAUCCUCUGGAUGCCGAGAUACUAGCGCUUCACGUCUCUCAGAUCGAAAGACUAGUUACGCAGCCGACAUUCGCAUCGAUCAUGAGGCCCGGUGGUCGUCGACUUCCCCCUGGAUUAGAGAGUGCACCAUCACUUUCUGAGAUCAAAGAGAGUAUCAAGACUUAUGGAGCAACCAACUACCAUCCAUGCGGAACGUGCGCAAUGAUGCGGGCUGAAUAUGGCGGUGUCGUCGACGAAGAGCUGCGAGUUAGAGGCGUGGAGAAUCUCCGUAUUUGCGAUGCUAGCAUCUUUCCAAUAAUUCCACGGGGAAAUAUCUUGACUACAGUCUACGCGGUUGCGGAGAAAGGGGCCGAAAUGCUCGUGGGACUUUACGGACCGGAGAGUCUUUCGGCUGAAAUGGUGUAA
Molecule: messenger RNA, 1815 nt
Organism: Pestalotiopsis fici W106-1
Lineage: Eukaryota; Fungi; Ascomycota; Sordariomycetes; Amphisphaeriales; Sporocadaceae
Exons: 2
Coding region: 1-1815 (604 amino acids)
Molecular function (GO): flavin adenine dinucleotide binding; oxidoreductase activity, acting on CH-OH group of donors
Source: RefSeq, a predicted model, not a curated record